Salvelinus fontinalis (brook trout) is the source of this 6937-nucleotide messenger RNA. Its product is annotated as anaphase-promoting complex subunit 1-like. Bases 326 to 6178 code for a protein of 1950 amino acids. Gene Ontology annotation, molecular function: molecular adaptor activity. Gene Ontology annotation, cellular component: anaphase-promoting complex. The record is from RefSeq and is a predicted model, not a curated record. Gene Ontology annotation, biological process: anaphase-promoting complex-dependent catabolic process; metaphase/anaphase transition of mitotic cell cycle; protein K11-linked ubiquitination. Lineage: Eukaryota; Metazoa; Chordata; Actinopteri; Salmoniformes; Salmonidae. The transcript has 49 exons.
UUGGUUGAUAAAGUGAGGAGAAGAAUCUCGGGACAGCAAGAUGUCCGCGCACAUUUGAAAAACUGAUGUAGCUAGGUAUAUUUUUAUUUUAUGUGUUGCUUUAAGGUGUUUUUAUGUUGACAAUACUGACUAAGUGGUACUCCAGGAAGAGUCAUAUAAAGAAAAGACAAGGACUCCAAGACAAGAGCCAGACUAUUCCUUAUUAUCAGUUUCCAGACCUGAGCAUCCCUUCAGUCUGGUGAACACUCUGCCUCAUCACUGGUCUCAUUGGAUUUUCGAAGUAUUUCACAGCAUUCUACAGAAAUAAUGCUGAUAUCUGGAACUCAUGUCGAACGUCUAUGAAGAGAGAGCCACAAUGAUAGCCGCAGGGGAAUUGCAGUCGUUUGGCCCGUUUGGCCGUGAGCACUGCAAGAACCACCCAAACGCUGUGAACCUGCAGCUCCGGCAGUUGCAGCCAGCCUCUGAGCUCUGGUCCUCAGAUGGAGCAGCCGGUCUGGUGGGCUCUCUCCAGGAGGUCACUCUGCAGGAGAAGAAGAGGGAAUGCUGGUUGCUGAGAAAGGGUUCCAGUGUGGACAGUGAUGAGAUGGAGUAUGAUGAGGAGCUCUAUGCAGCAGGAAACAUGGUCAUAUGGAGCAAAGGGAGCAAGAGUCAAGCCUCCCACGUCUACAAAGCUUUUACCGUGGACAGUCCAGUACAACAGGCAUUAUGGUGUAACUUUGGUAUUCCACAAAAUAAGAAAGAUGAGCAGGAGAUUUUGGAGCAGACAGUGUGUAUUGUCCAGAGCAGCUGUGUGAAUGUGCACAGUGUGACAGGGAAGGACUUUAUCUCCCCUCUACCCUUUCAGGUCUCUAAUCUGUGGCCUACUAAGUUUGGUCUGCUGUUAGAACGCAAAAACUCUGCACCCGAUGCUUCUCAGAGUCCUCCCAGGGAACCUCUUCCCACAGUAUUCAGCAUGCUGCACCCUCUGGAUGAGAUUGCCCCAGUGGUGUGCAGGCCUACAGGUCUGUUCGAGGCUGCACGUGUGCAGUACGUCUCUGACAGCACCAUGAAAAUCGUCUUCUCCAACUGCGAGCCCUCCAUAGUCAUGACAUACGACACCGUGCAGUGCAUACACUCUGUGUGGGCGCUGCGCAAAGUCACUCCAGAUGAGCAGUCCACAGUGCUGAAGUGUCCGGAGCAGGUAGACACGCCCCAAGGCCUGAUGCCGCCCAGCUUUCUGACCACACACCUGAGGAACGUCUCCAGGAUGGACUCGCCCGGUUCACCCUUUCAUUGCCACGCCCUGCACAACCAAAACAGGAUGACCUCAUCACCAGGCCUCCACUCACGGACACACUCACCCAAUAUCUCCAGCAUGGCUGCACUCAGCCGGUCCCACUCCCCUGGCAUGGCGGCACCCUCCUUUUCGGUCGCGGCACGGUUUAACAUGUCGUACCACUCAUCGUCACCCAGAGGGCACAGUUUCCUGCCCUCGCCCAACAGCACGGCCAAUGAGUCUGUGCUGGUCCCGGAGAUGGAGCCCAUAGUGCCUGACCUAUGCAUUGAGCAGCUGUGGAGUGAGACGGCUUCCUCCCACAGGGAGAUGAGCUGCCAGGCCUCUAAGGUGUUCAUCACCUCUGACUUGUGUGAGAACAAGUACCUGUGCUUCCUCGUGGAGUCCCACCAACAGCUCAGAUGUGUAAAAUUCAUUGAGAGCAACAAUCCUUCCCAGCUUAUCUUUGCAUCUGUUGCCACUAUCCCUGCAAAAGACGCAGCACCAUUGCAGGAUAUAGAUGCCAUGCUAGUUCUGGAAGCCAAUGGAAGCUUGGUUCUGUACACUGGAGUGACGAGGGUGAGCAAGGUGUUUGUUCCUGGCCUCCUGUCUCCCACCUUCAGCCUGUCCAACCACGUAACCCACCUGAGUACCCCCAUGGACAGUGUGAGCACUCCCGCCAAGGCCACAGGGAGACACAUAGGAAGACUAGAGGAGGUGGCCAUGCCCUCCCCUGUAUCAGAGCUGAGGGGCUUCACCAAGCACCACGAGACCUCCUGGCUUGGCGACUACACCUUUCAACAGUCUGUACCCUACAUCCACGCCCUCAGAGACCCCGUCAGCAGCAGAGUCACCCUGGAGCUAAGCAACGGCACAAUGCUGAGGAUAACUAUCCCUGAAAUUGCUACCUCAGAGCUGGUGAGGAAGUGCCUCCAGGCGGUGCGCUUCAUCCUGCCCAAGGAAACGGCCAUGAAGGUGCUGAUAAAGUGGUACAACAUCUACAACGCCCCCGGGGGGCCCAGCGCACACCUGGAGUGGAACCUGUUUGUCACCUGCUUCAUGACUCUCAUGGGCUACAACACAGAGCGGCUGGGCUGGACACGCAACCUCCAUUUUGAAGUGUCCCUCUCUCCUGUGAUCGCACCAAAGAAGGCCCGGCCUUCGGACACAGGGUCUGAUGAGGACUGGGACUACAUGUGGUGCUCAGACUACCACAGACAGGUGGUGUUCAGGCAUGCGUGUGGUGCUGUGAGUCUGGAGUCCACCGACACCUCUGGCUGUGAAGAGUCUCUGUCUUCCACCCCUGCCCUGCGUCUGGACCCCUCUGCCCCACUCUUCCCCCACAUCCCAGCCCUGUUCUACGUGCUGCACUUGCUCUAUGAGGAGCUGAAGCUGGACGAGCUGCAGAGGAGCGGGGGGCGAUCACUGGUGGGCCUUCUGCAACAGCUGGCCAGGGAUCUGCAGCUGGAGGAGUAUAUCGAUCUGUACUGGCGAGAUUACCCCUCAUUCAUCACCACGUUCAAGGAGUCCUGCAUCAUAGAUCAGGCCCAGAUGGAGCAGAUGCUGCGUCCGUCCUUCCUGAGGGCGGAGCCUCCGUGCGUGUUCAGCUGGCUCAGCAGCUGUCUGAGGGGUGAGGAGGUAGCACCCUUCCCCUACCUGCCCGGCAUCUGUGAGAGAACCAAACUACUGGUGCUGAGCUACGCCCUGUACAUCAUUGGAGAUGACAACGCCACUUCAAUUGAUGUGUCCAAGUAUCUGGCCAAGCUCUCUGCAGGCCAGAAGAAGACUGUCAUUGAAUCAGCUUUGAGGAGACCGAGCUGUAUGAAGCCUGAUGCUCCAAAUGAAAGUUUGGCUGUAACGCUUGUGGUUUGGCUAACAUCAGAAGGUUUCACAUUGAAAGACCUGGAAUCUGUGCCCUUUGGUGUGGCUCUGCCCAUCAGAGAUGCUAUCUACCAGUGUCGAGAGCAACCCUGCUCUGACUGGUCAGAGGACGUCUGCCUAUUGAUUGGGCGACAGGAUCUCACCAAACAAGCACACAAAGUGACCGUGGCCAAAGGCAAAGCUGUAAGUACGGUGGGUCUGGGGCUGAUGCUGGAGGCUCCAGCCACCACAGAGGCAGAGGAGGAGGAGGAUGGUAUGACAGAUCUGAACCAGGACGUAAUUGGUCUUAUCUGGAGCCAGGACCUGCGCGUCCAUGAGGCCAGACGUCUACUCCAGAGCUCCCGACCAGUCAGGGUCAGUGUGGUCCACCUGCCCGAGGUCAGCGACCACGAGUACAUAGAGGAGAAGGAGAACAAACUGUUGCAGCUUUGCCAGCGUACCAUGGCUCUGCCAGUUGGCAGAGGCCUGUUUACCCUCUUCUCCUACCACCCUGUUCCAACGGAGCCCCUACCAGUGCCCAAACUCAACCUUACUGGUCGUGCGCCACCUCAGAACACCAUGGUAGAUCUGAACAGCGGGAACAUUGACGUUCCUCCCAACAUGACGAGCUGGUCCAGCUUUCACAAUGGGGUGGCUGCGGGCCUGAAAAUCGCUCCGGCCUCCCAGGUGGACUCUGCCUGGAUCGCCUACAACAAACCCAAGAGCCCCGAGCUGGCCAACGAGUAUGCAGGAUUCCUCAUGGCUCUGGGCCUCAACGGACACCUCACCAAGCUGGCCACACUCAACAUACAUGACUACUUAACCAAGGGCCACGAGAUGACAAGCAUCGGGCUGCUCCUGGGUGUGUCUGCAGCCAAGCUGAGCACCAUGGACAUGUCAAUCACCCGCCUGCUGAGCAUCCACAUUCCCGCACUGCUCCCGCCCACCUCCACUGAGCUGGAUGUACCGCACAACGUUCAGGUUGCGGCCGUGGUGGGCAUCGGCCUGGUCUACCAGGGCACAGGACACCGCCACAACGCGGAGGUGCUGCUCGCUGAGAUCGGUCGACCCCCUGGUCCUGAGAUGGAGUACUGUACAGACCGCGAGUCCUACUCCCUUGCCGCUGGGCUGGCCCUGGGCAUGGUCUGUCUGGGGCAUGGCAGUAACCUAAUAGGUAUGUCUGACCUGAAUGUCCCUGAGCAGCUCUACCAGUACAUGGUGGGGGGGCAUCGACGCACCCAUGCCGGCAUCAACAGAGAAAAACACAAGUCCCCCAGCUACCAGAUCAAGGAGGGUGACACCAUCAACGUGGACGUCACCUGUCCUGGAGCGACCCUAGCCCUGGCCAUGAUCUACCUAAAAACCAACAACAGGUCUAUCGCUGAUUGGCUGAAAGCUCCAGACACCAUGUUCCUCCUGGACUUCAUCAAACCAGAGUUUCUGCUUCUCAGGACACUGGCCAGGUGUAUCAUCAUGUGGGAUGAGAUUCUACCCAACUCGGAGUGGGUGAGCAGCAAUGUGCCUCAGAUAAUCCAAGAGAACAUUGGGAACCCAGUGGUUUCAGAGGAUUUGAACAUGGAAACUUUAGCCCAAGCCCAUGACUACAUAAUCGCUGGAGCAUGCAUGGCGGUGGGAUUUCGCUUCGCUGGCUCGGCCAACUCAGACGCAUUCGACUGCUUGUACAAGUUUGCAAGGAGUUUCAUGCAGUGUUUGACAUCAGCGACAGCGACGGUUACGGGCCACUAUAACCUGCAGACAUGUCUGAGCAUGGUGCUGCUGGCCCUGUCCAUGGUGAUGGCUGGCUCCGGUAACCUGAAGGUGCUGCAGCUCUGCCGCUUCCUCCACAAGAGGACCAGUGGAGAGAUGAACUAUGGCUUCCACAUGGCCCACCACAUGGCCCUGGGCCUGCUCUUCCUGGGAGGAGGGAGGUACACUCUCAGCACCUCCAACUCGGCCAUCGCUGCCUUGCUUUGUGCUCUCUACCCCCAUUUCCCUGCCCACAGCACAGACAACCGGUACCACCUGCAGGCUUUGCGUCACCUGGGUGUCCUGGCGGCUGAGCCUCGUUUGCUGGUCCCAGUCGAUGUGGACACACUGAAACCCUGCUACGCCCUGCUGGACGUCACAUACAAGGAGACUCCAUGGUAUGAGGAGACUACAGUGGAACUGAUGGCGCCCACCAUGUUGCCUGAGCUGCAGCUCCUCAAAAAGGUGAAAGUAAAAGGACCAAGAUACUGGGAGCUGUCCAUAGACAUGAGUAAAGGGACUCAACAUCUAGAGUCCAUUCUUUCCAGAGAUGGGGUUCUGUAUGUGAAGCUGCGAGCGGGGCAGCUGCCCUAUAAGGACGACCCUCGGGGUUGGAAGAGUCUAUUAGCCCCCAACGUCAAUAACAGGAACUCAGAAGUCCGCACAUUCAAGCCCGAGGCCAUCUCAACCUUCACCUCCGACGCUGCCUUGGUCUCCUUUGCUGAAUACUUUUGUAAAGCCUCGGAUAGCGUGAAACAUAAACAGGACACUUUGGCUUUAUUCUCUGCCAUUCUAUAUGAGUGUGUCACUCAGGAGAACCCUGAGAUGCUGCCGACAUACAUCGCUAUUGAUCAGGCGGUACGGACCCUGGAGCAGACGGAGAUGUGUGAGACGUUUGCUCUGUGGCAGAUGAGACUGGUGUUGGAGCUGUGUGAGAGCAGGGUGCUGCAGCAUAGACUGAGGGAGGGGGCACAGGGCAGGGGGCUGCUGCUCAGCUCUGAGUUCCUGCCUGUCAUGAAAAACUCUGCUGAUGGCACCCUGGACCGCUGGCUCACUGAUAACAGCCAUGUAUUGAGGUCAUACAUGAGUGGCCAAUCCCUUACUGAGGACAUGCUGUCCAACAUGCUGGCGUGCUUCCUGGUUUACCACUCCAUCCCCUGCCUCAGUAAGAUGUCUGCCACACACCUGGAAGGAAGUACAUCGUUCCCUGAGCUCCUGUUGAAGUUCAGUCAGCUGGGCAUACCUGUACGCGCUCUGCUGCGUUUGGGCCCUCUGCUCCUAGGGACUGCAGGCUUCUGGACCGGACAACUGGCCUGUUGAUAUUACCCUGAACUUUGACCGCUAACCUUGGUCUCUGACUUUACCCUGGUCUUGACCCACAAGGGUCACUCUGCAAUGCUUGUUGCAGCUCGCAAGAAAUGGAUAUGAUAUAACAUUUCAUUGUAAAGGCUUUCUUGAUACAGAUUGUAUGUCAAAUGUUUGUACUGUACUUGUUUGUUUUCAAUAUAUAAUAAUACAGUAAAUAAAAUGUGAUUUGAGACUAAUGUAAAAGUGUAAGUGACAAGAAUUUACAGUGAAUGUAUUUAAAACUGUUAACUAACAUGGAUGUGGACGACCAAGAACUUUAAGCAUUGUAAAUGUUAUUUUGGCCAACUCUGUGUGGUUGCAGUAUUGCCAUUUUCUAUUUUCCAUUACAAGAGCCAUUUCGGCACCGGAUAUAGUCUAGACUUACCUUGAAUUAUCAGAAAAGUUGUUCUGGAAAAGUUGUUCAGAUAUUAGUUCAGUCUCUGCAGUAUGUGUUGGGAAGUAGUGCGUGGGCUGUGGUGCAACAGAAUGCAUUGGCCAGAGCUGUGAUCUAACAACAUAACUGCUCUGGGAACAUUCCACAGUAUAAUGGAAAACAUCCUGCAACAAAUACCACACCCGCCUCACCCCACACAAAUCUCUGUUUUCUUUUGGCUUUGUACAGUGCAUUCGGAAAGUAUUCAGACCCCUUCCAUGCAGUAAAUAACUUUUGCCUCAUGUAAAUUAGGUAUUUGUUUUUUGUUUGUAAUAAAUGUGCAAACAUUUCUUAACCUA